AUGGAUACCGAUAAAAACUAUGAAUUCCUGAUGGGUAUAAAAAGUUCUUUUUCGCUUGACGAGUCUGGAAGCUCUUCUAGUGCGGAGGAUAAGGCAGUCCGUCGACAAGUUGCUCUUCUCAUCUCUAGCUAUAAAACAAGCGAUUCUCGGAAAUUUGAAGCGGAUGUCAAACAAUUUCUUGACGAAGGGACACUUCCACCCACCAUCAACAAACAAGACGUUAAAUCAGACUCUACUGGGAGUGGAACCGCGAUCCCCCCUGGAAUUACGCUUGAAAAACACCUAGAAAACCUCCAGCAUUUGAUAGAACUCAACAAUGUCCAUCCAGAGCCAGAAGACAUCGCUGGUGAAGAGAUUGAUUUUACAAAUCUCAUGGAUUUCUCUGAACUGGAGAAGAUUCCUCGCAAGCUUGAAGGUUUUCUCAAGUGGAGGAUAGCCUUCCAGCAGAAGCAAGCGAACAGUAUGCUCAAACAAUACUCAGAGAAGUAUGGGUAUCAACCACUGUUUCGUAAGGCAAUUCGAGAAUAUUUCACAACGUAA
Coccidioides posadasii C735 delta SOWgp is the source of this 540-nucleotide messenger RNA. RefSeq lists its product as uncharacterized. The record is from RefSeq and is a predicted model, not a curated record. Lineage: Eukaryota; Fungi; Ascomycota; Eurotiomycetes; Onygenales; Onygenaceae.